GAUAUCCUGGCCGUCUGUUUAUAUAGGAUUUGCUGCCUCCUCUCGUUCACGGCCAGCGCUGUCGCAACUGUCGUUUUCCAUUGUUCACUCGCUCAGAAAUACACGGCCUUAAUGCAUUACUCCUCUUAAAUCCUUAAUGAAUUUUUAUCUUAAUUCGCUAGUCGACUAGUUCCAGAAACCAUGGUUCACAUCCAUAAGGCUGCCACUGCGGCAUUCUUGUGGUUGUCGUCUUCCACCAUCACAAACGCAGCAACUGUAGGGAAGCGUGGACUAAUAGUGCCAGCAACAGUUGGAGGAUGGACUUCUCAGGGUUGUUACGUAGAUGUGGGGCGAACGCUCACUGCCGGUGGCUAUGAUAGCGACACUGCUAUGACAGAUGAAUCAUGUAUCUCAUACUGUGAGAAGGCUGGGUACAUCUACGCGGGCACAGAAUACGCAUCACAAUGCUAUUGUGGCAACUCACUCGCUUCUGGGUCUGGGCCUGCUGCUGCGAGCGAUUGCUCCAUGGCAUGCAGUGGAAAUGCGACUGAAGCAUGUGGUGGUCCAAACAGACUGAAUUUGUAUUGGAGUGGUACCACAGGACCUCAGACCAACCCCGGUUCUGGUCUCUGGACUUUCAGUGGGUGCUACGCUGAAGGAACAACUGGCAGAGCGCUUACUGUUGGGGCCACUGUCGUCGGUGGCUCGUCCAAUACCACAGUAGACAAUUGCUUGUCAGAAUGCCAACUCAUGGGUUAUCCUCUGGCUGGUGUCGAAUAUUCUGGAGAGUGCUACUGCGGCGAUUCCAUCUCAAAUGGAGGCGUGCUUGCGCCAGACGGAUUGACAGGAUGUUCAAUGCUUUGCAACGGCAACCUCUCCGAAUUCUGUGGAGGCGCAAGUAAAUUGGAUGUCUACGACUUCAAUAAGACAGUCACGCUUCCUGCAUGGAACACUACGGCUGUCACUUCUACGACAGUUUCAGUCCAGUCAACCUCCAGUUCUGUUGUCGUUACGACAAGCAGCUCACUGCUGUCUUCCUCGUCGUCGGUACUGUCUUCUUCGUCGUCGGCCGUAGCCUCUAGCACUUCCAAGUCAUCCUCAGCAGCUGUCUCAAGCUCCAAAUCCUCCUCAUUGGUAGUAUCAAGCACUUCCAAGCCAGCUUCCUCAUCGGUCGCGGUCUCCACGUCCUCGAGUCUAUCUAGCUCCUCAAGCUCACUUAAGAGCUCCAGCUCCGCUGUGGUUGCCAUCGUAAGCUCCUCAACCACCCAAGCUCCAGCCGCCACCUCGACCGGACCUUCAUUGGGACCUUACGUGUACUAUGGCUGCCAAACUGAAGCUACCAACAUCCGAGCACUUUCUGGUGCCGCAUCCGCAUCCGAUGAAAUGACCCUAGAGAUGUGUGAAGCUAGUUGCUCAGGCUACACAUACUGGGGCACAGAAUAUGGACGAGAAUGCUAUUGCGGAAAUUCCUUCAAUACCGGUUCUGUUGUAGCACCAGCUACUGAUUGCUCUUUCCCGUGUGCUGGUGAUGCCAAUGAGACUUGCGGCGCAGGGAACCGUCUCUCCGUUUAUGUCCUCAAUGGUACAAUCACGUCCACCACCAGCAGUGUGAUUUCCAAGUCUGCUACAAGUACAGGGAGCUCAUCUGUCUCCGUCUCAACCAAUCCUGCUGCCACUGGAUUUCCAACUGGCUGGGCAUACUAUGGCUGCUAUAUUGAUGGUACAGACGGUCGCAUCUUGCAAAAUCAGCUUGCUGAUAAUCAAGAAAACACUCUUCAAGUCUGUGUCUCAGCUUGUGCAGCGGCUGGCUAUACCAUAGCAGGCGCGGAAUACGGUGUUCAAUGCUUCUGUGGCGACGCAAUUUACAAUGGAGGCGUCUUAUCGACAGACCAAUCAGAUUGUAACAUGGCUUGUCCAGGCGACACUUUAGAAGAUUGCGGAGCUGGUAACAGAAUGUCCAUCUACUCGAUUGGACAACCUGAAGCAUAUCAAGCUCCAGCUGCCCAACAGACUGGCCUACCAACUGGAUGGGUUUACAAUGGUUGUCUCCAAGAUAACAUUGCCUCCAACGAAGAUCCCAAUGAGAUUCUGUCAACCUUCCCUUACAUGGCUUGGGACAAUUCGACUCUAAACAAUCCCGACUUGUGUCUCGCUCGUUGUCAGGAGUUCGGAUACAAUGCGGCUGGUCUCGAGUACGGAUCUCAAUGCUUCUGUGGUGAUGUUGAGAAUAUCUACGUUGCUUCCGCGCCUUCAACAAGCACCGAUCCUGAUGACACUCAAUAUUACACACGAAGUUCCGUUCCUCAAUUCUAUGAUGCUUCACAGUGUAAUACUCCUUGCGCUGGUACUGAACAGUACCUUUGUGGUGCAGGAAACAGGUUAACGUAUUACUCCUACAAUGCCACUCCGGGUCUCUAUGAAUGGGGUAUGCCAACUGGUACUAACGCUGGAGAAUACUCGUUGCUUAUCGGCGGCGUGGUUGUUCCUCUUAUUGUAUCGCAGACGGUCAACGGCAAGGUGACCUUUGUUGAAAAAUUCGGUACUGGAGAGCCCAACGGUACAGGAGCUUAUGAACUCGAUCUCUCGCAGAUCGACGACUUCUCUGCUGCCUGGCGAACUAUGACUGGUCUCCAAACUGAUGUCUUCUGCUCUGCUGGUCUCACUCUCCCAGAUAAGGCAGGACGUCAACUCACAGUAGGAGGUUGGGCUGGUGAGUCUAACUUCGGUGUUCGCCUCUACUGGCCAGACGGAAGUGCUGGUGUUAAAGGCACCAACGAAUGGAUCGAAGACCCUGGUGUUCUCCAACUUCAAGUCCCUCGUUGGUAUCCAUCCGCAAUGAUCAUGGCAAACGGCUCUAUUCUCAUUGUAGGAGGAGAAAUUGGUCAGAAUGCCGCCGAACAACCCACUCUUGAGAUUCUGCCUGCGACUGGUGUACCUCAGGCCGGUACCGCGAAUGGUUACUCCAACACCACCGUCUAUCUUGACUUCUUGGACAGGACUGCUCCGUUCAACCUCUACCCCUUCAUCGUCGUCAUGAAAACGGGCAUCUUUAUCGCUUACUACAAUGAAGCCCGUAUCCUCAAUGAAGUUACCUUCGAGACUAUCAAAACCCUGCCCAAUAUGCCAGCCGCAGUCAACGACCCAACAGGAGGCCGUACCUACCAACUCGAAGGCUCAAUGGUCAUCCUACCCCAACACGCACCCUACACCGACCCAGUCGGCGUCCUCAUCUGCGGAGGCUCCACAUCCGGAGGCGGCUACCCCAUCGAUAACUGCGUCUCCACCCAACCCGAAGCCGCAGAACCAACCUGGACCAUCGAACGCAUGCCCUCUCGCCGCGUCAUGCCCUGCAUGGCCGGUCUCCCCGACGGAACCUACAUCAUCCUCAACGGCGCCCAACACGGCUACGCCGGCUUCGGACUAGCCGGCUCACCAAACUACAACGCCGUCCUCUACGAUCCCACCAAGCCCGUAAAUCAACGCAUGAGCAUCAUGGCUAAUACCUCCGUCGCCCGCCUCUACCACUCCGAAGCCACCGUCCUCCUAGACGGCCGAGUCCUCGUCUCAGGCUCGGACCCUACCGGAGACUACGACUCCCCAGCAGGUGCCUUCCCAGAGGAAUACCGCGUCGAAGUCUUCACACCCCCGUACCUCCUCUCCGGCUUGCCCCGUCCCACAUUCGACCUCUCAUCCACGGACUGGGCCUACGGCGAAGAAAUAACCUUCACUGUGACCUCCGGAACCGCCACAGCUGUCACCCUGCUCGGCUCAGUCGUCUCAACCCACGGCAACGCAAUGGGUCAACGCACCAUCUUCCCUGCAUUCACCUGCGCUGGCAACACCUGUGUGGUAACCGCGCCCCCGGACGCGCAUACAUCACCACCAGGCUGGUUCAUGAUGUUCAUCCUCGACGGGCCGACACCUGCCGUGGGGCAAUUUGUGCGGAUUGGAGGGGAUCCGGCCGGGUUAGGCAAUUGGCCCGAUUUGCCGCCUUUUGAGGGAAGCUUGCCGGGUGUUUAGAUAGAUAGAUGGAUGGAUGGGGGAAGGGGGGUAAUGAGUAUAAAGAGAUGAGGAUAUGAGUAUACAGGGAUGAGAUAUGUUCAUAUAUCUAUAGCGUUUAGUGUUUAGUGUUUAAUGAUUCUUUGUCUGAUCAUGUGUGUUUUGAUGUUUGACGUGAGCGUGGUGAGAACUGGGAUCGAAGCUGAGCUCCCUGGUGAAAUUAACUUUCCUUGGCUUGAUUGUUCUGGCCAAUGUAUAGCUG
This is a messenger RNA of Mollisia scopiformis, 4240 nucleotides long. RefSeq lists its product as uncharacterized. The record is from RefSeq and is a predicted model, not a curated record. The transcript is spliced from 8 exons. Bases 181 to 3999 code for a protein of 1272 amino acids. Lineage: Eukaryota; Fungi; Ascomycota; Leotiomycetes; Helotiales; Mollisiaceae.